Wallemia ichthyophaga EXF-994 is the source of this 1053-nucleotide messenger RNA. Its product is annotated as Farnesyl pyrophosphate synthase. Gene Ontology annotation, biological process: trans, trans-farnesyl diphosphate biosynthetic process. Gene Ontology annotation, cellular component: cytoplasm. The record is from RefSeq and is a predicted model, not a curated record. Bases 1 to 1053 code for a protein of 350 amino acids. NCBI's taxonomy places the organism in Eukaryota, Fungi, Basidiomycota, Wallemiomycetes, Wallemiales, Wallemiaceae. The transcript has a single exon. Gene Ontology annotation, molecular function: (2E,6E)-farnesyl diphosphate synthase activity; dimethylallyltranstransferase activity.
AUGUCAGUAGAGGAUAAGCAACAAGCCAGGCACAAGUUCCAAGCGGUGUUUAGUAAAAUAUCGAAUGAGUGUCUGGAUUACUUGAAGGAGAAUCAGAUGCCUAGUGAAGCAGUCAAAUGGUUUGAUGAUAACUUACAAUACAACACUCCUGGUGGUAAAUUGAACAGAGGUAUGAGUGUUGUUGAUACCUACUCCAUUCUAAAAGGUGGUAAGAUAUCCCAAGAGGAAUACGAAAGAGCUGCAAUACUCGGCUGGUGUGUUGAGCUCUUACAAGCAUACUUUUUGGUCGCGGAUGAUAUGAUGGAUGGCUCAAUCACUAGAAGAGGUCAGCCAUGUUGGUACAGACAACCUCAAAUUGGAAACAUCGCAAUCAACGAUGCAUUUAUGCUCGAAGCUGCUAUCUAUCAUAUCCUCAAGCUUCACUUUAAGAAGGAAAGUUACUACGUCAACCUGUUAGAACUAUUCCACGAUGUCACAUUCAAGACUGAGUUGGGUCAGUUAGUCGAUCUUAUCACAGCGGACGAAGAAAAGGUUGAUCUCGACAAGUUUAGCUUGGAUAAACAUCACUACAUUGUUGUUUACAAGACUGCUUUCUAUUCCUUCUACUUGCCUGUUGCAUUGGCUAUGUUCAUGAGUGGACUGAGUGAUGAAAAUCUUCAUCAGAACGCACUCGACGUUCUCAUUCCGCUUGGUGAAUACUUCCAAGUACAGGAUGAUUAUUUGGAUGCUUUCGGCAAGCCAGAGCAGAUUGGUAAAAUUGGUACAGAUAUUGAGGAUAACAAGUGCAGCUGGUGCGUAUGCAUUGCAUUACAAUUAGCAAACAAAGAGCAAAGAAAAGUACUAGACGAGAACUACGGACGCAAAAACCCAGAGCAAGCCGACAGAAUUAAGGCUUUGUAUUCUGAAAUGGAGAUUGAGAGCAAAUUCAAAUCUUACGAGAAAGAAGCGCACGAUAGGAUAGUCAGCUUGAUUGAAAAGGUUGAUGAGAAAUCCGGUAUGCGUAAGGAAGCUUACUAUUCCUUCCUUUAUAAGGUGUUUGGUAGAACCAAGUAG